Messenger RNA from Lottia gigantea (owl limpet), 588 nucleotides. RefSeq lists its product as hypothetical. The annotation marks the transcript as partial. The record is from RefSeq and is a predicted model, not a curated record. Lineage: Eukaryota; Metazoa; Mollusca; Gastropoda; Lottiidae. The transcript is spliced from 6 exons.
AUGAGACGGUCUGCAGCUCCGAGUCAGAAUCAACCGAUUUCUAAACGACUUAAAUUUUCAGCUCCUUAUAAACUAAAUACAACCCCAGCUCCAGUUUCAGUUGACCUGAAUCACAACAACAAUAAAAACAACAUAAGAGAAAAUUCUGGUAAUUUUUAUGAAAACCACAAAAACAGUAUUCGUCAAAGUAGCAGUCCAACAGUAGAGUCUACCUAUGUUGAGAAUUUUAAUAGAAUUGUUCCCAUCAGUGAUAAAGCCUCACCAUUAAAACUAGUAGAAUCCAAUCAGAAUCAUGUUUAUAUUAAACCUACUUUUAAACCAGUCCAAACCCCUGUCCCCCAGUCUCCAGUGUCUCAACCAGUGGAAGAUGGAAAACAGAAGAAUUAUUUUAAUGUUGUCUGGUGUAAACGUUCAAAUAAAAAACACAAAAAAUGGGAGGGAGAUGCUAUACUAGUAACUUGUGGUCGAAGUGUAACGUUGUAUGAUUUAGAAGGCAAAGAAUUUGGUAAAGCCACAGGAUAUAAAGUAAAGGAACUAGAGACGUUACAAGAAGAUCAGACAUUACCUAUUGGUGGACGAGAAAUACUG